Molecule: messenger RNA, 801 nt
Organism: Metarhizium acridum CQMa 102
Lineage: Eukaryota; Fungi; Ascomycota; Sordariomycetes; Hypocreales; Clavicipitaceae
Source: RefSeq, a predicted model, not a curated record
AUGAACGGCAACGGCGUCGUCGCCGACGAAGAACAGCCCCUUCUCGGCCGCAAACCAACGCCGCCUUCUCUCGUGUCCAAAUGCCGCAAGCAAAUGGCGGCCGAGGUGUCCCGUUCCUGGGCCGACUUGGUUCUGCUGCUGUGCUACGUGGUGACGGGAUUGCUGGAUAGUGCGUCGACGCAAGUUUGGGGCGCCUUUGUUUCGAUGCAGACCGGGAACACCGUCUUUGUCGGCCUGGGCAUUGCGACCAUCUUCAACCCCCCGAUAUCCGCACGCCUGUACAAGUCGGGCGUUUCCCUGCUCUCCUUCUGCGCCGGGUCCUUCUUCUUUGCGCGCUUCCACCGCUACUUUUCCCCCAAGAAGCGAUGGGUGCUCUGCGCGUCGUUUGCGGCGCAGACGCUGCUGAUUUCCGCGGCCGCCGUCAUCGUCACCGUCAAGCCGGCGCCCGAGGACGAGCGCGCCGUCGGCUGGACCGUCCUGGUGCCGCUCGCGCUGGUCGCCUUUCAGUCUUGCGGGCAGGCCGUGACGAGCCGCGCGCUCAGGUACAAUGCUCUGACGAGCGUGGUGCUGACGAGCAUCUACUGCGACUUGUUCUCCGACCAGGACCUGCUCAGGCUUCGCAACGUGGAGAGGAAUCGGAGGGCUGCUGCCCCGGCCCUGUUGCUGGUCGGUGCCGUGGCCGGGGGGCUGUUCUCGCAUAGUUCGUUUGGCAUCCAGGGUGCGCUGUGGACGGCCGCGGGUAUCAAGUCUAUCAUGGUGGUCUUGUGGUUCUUUUGGCCGACGGAGGGUGAGGAGAGCUGA